GUUUUUACCCUAAAUAUUUUGAAAUACGAUUAUUUCACUUAAAGUAUAACAAUUAAAAUAAAAUAGUUUUAUACCUAUUACUUAAAAGGGAUCUUAAAACAUCGAAUAUCGACGUCAAACAUCGACUGCUGAUUACCAUUUUAAAACGUUGCUUAUUUAUUUAAGAAAAUUUUAUGUAAAAGUUUCUUCAGUUCUGGUUGUAAUAGAUUGUUUAAUCAUUUUCCAGUUAUUUUUGCUGAUAAUAAUUGUUAAUAUCAAGUAUAACAGAUGUCUUCUACCUUCAAAUAUUUUGCCUAUGGAAGUAAUUUAUUGGAGAAAAGAAUACACAUCAAUAAUCCAACUGCUAAAAGAAUAUGCAUUGCAUUACUUAAGAAUUAUCGUCUUGAUUUUAGCUAUUGGUCAAAUCGAUGGGGUGGAAAUGCUGCUACUAUAGUGCCAGAUGAUUCUAGUUUUGUUUGGGGUGCAGUGUGGGAAAUUGAUAAUUCAAAUUCUGAUGAUCUAGAUAGGCAAGAAGGGACAUUUAAAGGAGUUUAUAAGGCAAUUGAUGUCCACGUCGAAAACCUGGAAGGAAUGUUACUUAAGUGUCGUUCUUAUCAACUCUGUGAUUUACCCCAGUAUUCCCCAUCAUUACCAGUGACAAGAUAUCCUUCAAAAGUAUAUUUAAAUACAAUUUUAGAAGGAGCUGUUGAAAGUCAAUUGCCAGAGGAAUGGGUUGAGUUCAUAAAGUCCAUACCAAAUAAUGGCUUUGAAGGCCCAGUAAAUUAUCAAUUAGAUGAUUAAAUUCAUUUUAAAACAUUGUACUAAGCUAUUUGAUGAUGUCUGAAGAACAUAUUAUUUAAUAUACUUAAAUAUAUUACAACUAAAACAUAAAUUAGUUCAGUGCUUAGAAAUGUGAUUUCAUUUAUUGGUAAAAUAUAAUGAAUGUUAUGUAUAAUAUUUAUAUGUAUAAUAUUCAUUAAGUUAUGUUAUAUGAAUGAUAUAAAGAAUGAUAUGAACUAUUAUGAGAAUUUAGUGUUACAA
Molecule: messenger RNA, 1020 nt
Organism: Nezara viridula (southern green stink bug)
Lineage: Eukaryota; Metazoa; Arthropoda; Insecta; Hemiptera; Pentatomidae
Source: the annotation of a GenBank genome assembly